Molecule: messenger RNA, 585 nt
Organism: Blastomyces gilchristii SLH14081
Lineage: Eukaryota; Fungi; Ascomycota; Eurotiomycetes; Onygenales; Ajellomycetaceae
Exons: 3
Coding region: 1-585 (194 amino acids)
Source: RefSeq, a predicted model, not a curated record
AUGCCGGAAGUGCCUUGGAGAACGAUUUGGUCGUGUCAUCUUACAGAGGAAAUUGCACCUGAUAAGAGAACGCCUGAGAGUGGAGAUUUUGUGGCUGACAGCCACGGUCACUUUGGUCGUAUUUACACGCCGACGGGCGUUAUGGGAGUGGAGCCACACUUCUGGAGGAUGCGAGGUCUUCUUGUCACGGAUCCUGAAAAGAAAUAUUAUCCCCGUGCGAUGAUUUCUGUUGCUCAUGAUUGCAAUCCGGAUGAAAACAGAGACAAUACCGUAAUUCGCGGCGAAAUUAUUAGUGCUGUCAACGUGAUGCAGUGGAGGAUAACUAUCUUCAGUUACUGGGGUCGCAAUGUCCGCAUCAUCCAAGUCCACUUUGAUGGGAAGUAUUCGCACAUGGCUCUCAGUCCUUUUAUAGAUUUCGACACUUUGAAACAAGAAUAUUGGGAUCUUUUACUCAGAUGGAGACUCUGCAAGCCUGUUGGAGAUACGAGAGUUCCAACAAAUUCUCCUCCCAUUCGAUUUCCGCCACCGCCUCUCGCUACCCCUCCAGCCGAAGAGAACCAAUCGAACUCUGCUUCCUCUGCUUGA